Messenger RNA from Brettanomyces bruxellensis, 2073 nucleotides. It is a transcript of the gene VPS1, whose product is annotated as vacuolar protein sorting-associated protein 1. The coding region runs from base 1 to 2073 and encodes 690 amino acids. Gene Ontology annotation, molecular function: GTP binding; microtubule binding; GTPase activity. The transcript has a single exon. The record is from RefSeq and is a predicted model, not a curated record. Gene Ontology annotation, cellular component: microtubule; membrane; cytoplasm. Gene Ontology annotation, biological process: peroxisome organization. Lineage: Eukaryota; Fungi; Ascomycota; Pichiomycetes; Pichiales; Pichiaceae.
AUGCUUGACGAACAUUUAAUUAGGACCAUUAACAAAUUGCAAGAUGCUCUUGCCCCUCUCGGUGGAGGAUCAACAUCGCCAAUCGACCUUCCUCAAAUUACUGUUGUUGGUUCCCAAUCUUCAGGAAAGUCAUCUGUGCUUGAAAAUAUCGUCGGAAGAGAAUUUUUACCUAGAGGUUCAGGUAUUGUUACCAGAAGACCAUUAAUUUUGCAGUUGAUUAACAGACGCGAUCAUCUGGACAACCAUCUCACUCCAGAGGAGAAGGCAACCAUAAAGCCAACCCUGUCUGAUGGAAGACCUUCAGAGGACAGCGAUCAAGAAUGGGGUGAAUUCUUGCAUUUGCCUGGAAGAAGAUUUUUCUGCUUUGAUAAUAUUAGAAAGGAAAUCGUUAGGGCUACUGAUGCUACUGCUGGUUCAAAUGCUGGUAUCUCGUCUGUCCCAAUUAAUUUACGUGUUUAUUCGCCACAUGUGUUAACUUUGACUUUGGUUGAUUUGCCAGGUCUCACAAAAGUCCCCGUCGGUGAUCAGCCAAAGAAUAUUGAAAAGUUGAUUAGAGAUCUCGUCUUGAAAUUCAUUUCCAGACCGAAUGCAAUCCUUUUGGCAGUCAACGCGGCGAAUCAAGAUUUGGCAAAUUCCGAUGGUCUUAAACUGGCAAGAGAGGUCGAUCCCGAAGGAAUCAGAACUAUUGGUGUUCUUACCAAAGUUGAUUUGAUGGAUGAAGGUACGGAUGUCGUGGAUAUACUUGCUGGAAGAGUCAUUCCUUUGAGAUGUGGUUACGUUCCUGUUGUGAACAGAAGUCAGAAAGAUAUAGAACAUCAUAAAUCUAUUCGUUCUGCCUUGGAUGAUGAACGAAAUUUCUUUGAGAAUCAUGCUGCCUAUAGCUCAAAGGCACAAUAUUGUGGAACUCCAUACUUGGCUAAGAAGUUGAGUAAUAUUCUUAUGAAUCAUAUACGAGCAACGUUGCCUGACAUUAAACUCCGUAUUGAAACUGCUUUGAAGAAGUAUCAGCAGGAGUUGGAUGCAUUAGGACCCGAAAUGGCCGAAUCGCCAAGUUCUAUUGUUUUGAACGUUAUUACUGAUUUCUGCAACCAAUACAGCGGUAUAAUUGAUGGCCAAACGAAGGAUGUCAGUACCAAUGAAUUAAGUGGCGGAGCCAGAAUCAGUUUUGUCUUCCAUGAGAUUUUCAAAAAUGGUGUUUACGCAUUGGAUCCAUUUGAUCAAAUUAAGGAUGCCGAUAUUCGUACCAUCAUGUACAAUUCCUCUGGAUCGUCCCCAUCGUUGUUUGUGGGUACUCAGGCAUUUGAGGUUCUGGUCAAACAGCAGAUACAUCGUUUUGAAGAACCUGUCCUCAGAUGUAUCACGUUAGUCUAUGAUGAAUUAGUUAGAAUUCUUUCCCAGAUACUCUCUAAGGGCGAUUUUACAAGAUACCCUGCACUGAAAGACCAGAUAUCUCAGAUAUUCAUAUCCUACUUGCGUAAUAUUGUUAUUCCUACAAAUACAUUUGCUGUGGAUAUUGUGAAAUCUGAAGAGACGUACAUUAACACAGCUCAUCCAGAUCUUUUGAAAGGUCCUCAGGCGAUUAACAUUGUUCAGGAGAGGAUGCAUCCACAAAAGAUUCAGGUUGAUCCGAAGACUGGAAAGCCACUUCCCCAACAGAAGCAACAUGCUGAGGUUGUCACAAGUAAAUCUUCUUCUUCCUUCUUUGGUGGAUUCUUUCAGUCUAAAAAUAAGAAGAAGCUUGUCACAAUGGAAGCACCACCAAACGUUUUGCGUGCUACUGGUCAGAUGACAGAGAGAGAGGCUCAAGAAACAGAAGUGAUUAAGCUUCUCAUUCAAUCUUACUUUAACAUAGUGAAAAAGAACAUUGCAGACAUAAUACCAAAGGCAGUCAUGUUGAAAUUAAUACAGCAGUCUAAAAGCGGAAUUCAAAAGGUACUCUUGGAGAGCUUGUACAACAACAAGGAUAUUAAUUCUUUGGUUCAAGAAAAUGGCAUUACUGUUGCCAGGAGGAAGGAGUGCAGGAAGAUGGUGCAAGUUUUAGAAAAUGCUUCCCAAAUUGUUUCGACUGUCUGA